Drosophila takahashii is the source of this 1313-nucleotide messenger RNA. It is a transcript of the gene Rh2, whose product is annotated as Rhodopsin 2. Lineage: Eukaryota; Metazoa; Arthropoda; Insecta; Diptera; Drosophilidae. Gene Ontology annotation, biological process: G protein-coupled receptor signaling pathway; visual perception; cellular response to light stimulus. Gene Ontology annotation, molecular function: G protein-coupled photoreceptor activity. The record is from RefSeq and is a predicted model, not a curated record. Gene Ontology annotation, cellular component: plasma membrane.
UGAGCAUUGGUUUGGUCGAAAGGGGUUGCGGGUAGCUGAGCAUGGAGCGCACUCACUUGCCGGAGACGCCACUCGCCUUGGCCCUUUCUGGGCCCAGGUUUCAGGCCCAGUCGAGCGGCAAUGGUUCCGUGCUGGACAAUGUGCUGCCCGACAUGGCGCACCUGGUGAACCCCUACUGGAGCCGCUUUGCCCCCAUGGACCCGAUGAUGAGCAAGAUCCUGGGAGUCUUCACCCUGGUCAUCCUGAUCAUUUCGUGCUGCGGCAACGGAGUGGUGGUCUACAUCUUCGGAGGGACAAAGUCGCUGCGCACGCCGGCAAAUCUGCUCGUUCUCAAUCUGGCCUUCUCCGACUUCUGCAUGAUGGCCUCCCAGUCGCCGGUGAUGAUCAUCAACUUCUAUUACGAGACCUGGGUGCUGGGACCUUUGUGGUGCGACAUUUACGCAGGAUGCGGAUCUUUAUUCGGUUGCGUUUCCAUCUGGUCCAUGUGCAUGAUCGCCUUCGAUCGGUACAAUGUGAUCGUCAAGGGCAUCAAUGGCACGCCCAUGACCAUCAAGACGUCGAUAAUGAAGAUUCUGUUCAUCUGGCUGAUGGCAGUCUUCUGGACCAUAAUGCCUUUGAUUGGCUGGAGCAGCUAUGUGCCCGAGGGCAAUCUGACUGCCUGCAGCAUCGACUAUAUGACGCGAAUGUGGAACCCAAGAUCUUAUUUAAUAACCUAUUCACUGUUUGUGUACUACACUCCGCUGUUUUUGAUUUGCUACUCCUACUGGUUCAUCAUCGCCGCCGUGGCAGCUCAUGAGAAGGCGAUGCGCGACCAGGCCAAAAAGAUGAAUGUGAAAUCCCUGAGGAGCUCCGAGGAUUGUGACAAGAGUGCCGAGGGAAAGCUGGCCAAGGUGGCUCUGACCACCAUUUCGCUGUGGUUUAUGGCCUGGACACCGUAUUUGGUUAUUUGCUACUUUGGCCUCUUCAAGAUCGAGGGACUAACACCCCUGACUACGAUUUGGGGAGCGACAUUCGCCAAGACGAGUGCUGUCUACAAUCCCAUAGUUUAUGGCAUAAGUCAUCCAAAAUAUCGAAUAGUGCUAAAGGAGAAGUGUCCAAUGUGUGUGUUUGGCAACACAGAUGAACCAAAACCGGAUGCACCUGCUUCCGACACGGAAACCACUUCUGAAGCGGAUUCAAAGGCUUGAGUCGAACGAACUCCCAUGCAAUUGCCUUAAAGAGGCACAAAAAUGUAAAAAAAAAAAGUGAUAUGCAACAUCAUAAAAUGAUACAAAAAUGUAAAAAAAUAUGAAAUAAAUUUAAGCAUAACAGCA